Molecule: messenger RNA, 1539 nt
Organism: Nelumbo nucifera (sacred lotus)
Lineage: Eukaryota; Viridiplantae; Streptophyta; Magnoliopsida; Proteales; Nelumbonaceae
Product: coniferyl alcohol acyltransferase-like
Molecular function (GO): acyltransferase activity, transferring groups other than amino-acyl groups
Source: RefSeq, a predicted model, not a curated record
AACAUCUCUCUCUCUCUCAUGGGUGGCUUCAAAGUAAGUUUGAAGAGAAAGGAGGUGGUUGCAACAGUGUUGCCAUUACAGGAACAGUACUUGCAGCUCUCAAACCUGGACUUACUACUGCCACCGCUGGAUGUAGGUGUUUUCUUUUGUUACCAAAAGCCAAGAAAGCAGGAAAAUCUCACAUUUACAUCCAUGGUUAGAAUUCUCAAGAAAGCACUGUCUGAAGCUCUGGUUUCGUAUUACCCCCUUUCUGGUGAGAUUGUGAUCAACUCUGUAGGUGAACCAAUGCUACUCUGCAAUAAUAGAGGGGUGGAUUUCAUCGAAGCUUGUGCGGACGUGGAUCUACAAGAUGUCCAGUUCUACAACCCAGAUUCCAGUCUUGCAAAUAUUGUCCCCGAGAGGAAGGAAGGUGUGCUCUGUGUUCAGGCAACGGAGCUCAGAUGUGGAGCUAUUCUGGUUGCAUGCACAUUUGAUCACCGAGUAGUAGAUGCCCACUCUGCCAAUAUGUUCCUUGUGGCAUGGGCGGAGCUUGUUCAGUCAAGACCCAUAUCCAUCAUCCCGUCAUUCACUCGAUCCUUACUAAACCCUAGAAGUCCAACAUGUUACGACCCAUCCUUUGAUGACAUGUACGUGGCCGUGCCUAGAUCGAUGUUGCCUCCUCCUACAGUUCCCAAACCUGGAGCUGAUCAUCUCAUAAGUCGCAUCUACUACGUCAGAGCCCAGGACAUCGACUAUCUUCAAUCUCUAUCCAACUCCAACAACUACAAAAAGAGAAGCAAAAUCGAGUCUUUUAGCGCAUUUUUGUGGAAGAUUAUUGCCAAAACCAGCAGUGAUGAUGCUGAGAGAUGCAAGAUGGGUAUUGUUGUGGAUGGGCGGAGGAGACUAAGUAAUGGGGUUGAAGACACAACAUGUUCGAUGGUUAACUACUUUGGAAAUGUGCUUUCCAUUCCUUUUGGCAAGAAAGCUGUAGGUGAUCUGAAGACAAAGCCAUUGGAUUGGGUAGCAAACGUGGUGCAUGACUACUUGAAAGAUGCAGUUACUAAGGAGCACUUCCUGGGUUUGAUUGAUUGGGUGGAGGAGCACCGGCCAGAGGCAGCGCUAGCAACGAUUUACUGCAGCAAAAGAGAGGAUGGACCGGCGUUUGUGGUUUCCUCCGGGCAGGGGUUCCCUGUCAGCAAAGUGGACUUUGGCUGGGGUAGGCCCGUAUUUGGGUCUUACCAUUUCCCAUGGAAUGGUGAGGCUGGGUACGUGAUGCCUAUGCCUAGUUCAAGCGGGAAUGGUGACUGGAUUGUCUACAUGCAUCUACUGAAAGGGCAACUGGAAUUCUUGGAAGUAGAGGCUAGUGAUGUGUUUAGGCCAUUGACGUCUGAUUAUCUUGGCUUGUCUGUUUAGAAUUAUCUUAUUUAUUUAUUUUUGUUUUGGUAUUUGGUGAUUCCCACCAGACUACAUUAAUAACUCCCUCCUCAAAGUUGGUGGUUGCAGAACCGGUUAACAAACCAACUGAGCCACCCCUCAAUUGGCGUGUUCUAUUUAAAACCA